This is a messenger RNA of Pseudophryne corroboree (corroboree frog), 1539 nucleotides long. It is a transcript of the gene MMAB, whose product is annotated as metabolism of cobalamin associated B. The record is from RefSeq and is a predicted model, not a curated record. Gene Ontology annotation, molecular function: corrinoid adenosyltransferase activity. Lineage: Eukaryota; Metazoa; Chordata; Amphibia; Anura; Myobatrachidae. The transcript is spliced from 9 exons. The coding region runs from base 5 to 658 and encodes 217 amino acids.
GGUGAUGGCGGCGUCCAUGCGUCAGGUGCUGAGGAGUCUGGUGGCGCUGCGCUGCGGGGUGACUGCCUGGGGCUGCAGCGGGAGGCGGCUGUACAGCAGCGGCACAGGAGGAGGGGGGCGUGAGGUGGAGGAGAGCUCCCAAAGAGAAACCAAAACGAAGACGUUCCCCAAGAUCUACACCAAGACAGGAGACAAAGGUUACUCCAGCACGUACACUGGGGAGCGGCGCCCCAAGGAUGACUUGGUGUUUGAGGCCCUGGGUGCCACCGAUGAGCUGAGCUCUGCUUUGGGGCUGGCAAGAGAGUUCUGCCUGGAUGCCAGUCUCCAGUGUGUGUCGCAGCUUGAGAAGAUACAGUGCAUGCUGCAGGAUAUUGGCUCCAAUAUUGCAACUCCCCUGUCCUCUGCUAGAGACAGCCACAAAGUCAGGACCACGUUUAGCGCUGACCCAGUCCAGGAGCUGGAGCGAUGGAUUGACGAGUACACUCUGCAGCUUCCCCCAUUGGCCAGCUUCAUUCUACCUUCAGGGGGUAAGGCCAGCGCGUCGCUGCAUGUGGCCAGGGCCGUCUGUCGCAGAGCCGAGAGAGUCACUUUCAAGCUGUUACAGCUGGAGGAGGCAGACCCAAACGUUGGCAAAUACUUGAACAGAACUUGCAGCUAAUCCUUCUAGUGUCCGCACCAGACUGAAAGCAUCUCUAGGACAUUGGGAUCUGCUGCAUGGGAGCACCGAUGGCCGUUUUGCUGAAACAAGGGUUCUAGUCUUUUAUACCCAACCUAGAGCCGGAGUGAGACCUGGGAUACCAAUGUCGUAUAGUUUUUUUUAAAGGGCACAGAGCUCAUCAGGGAUGCCAUUAUCCACUGCUUUAUUCACUACUGUACCGUGUAACCCUUAUCACCGCUUUAAGCUUCUGUUUAACAAUGGUGGAGGAAAAGAUAUCAAUGCAAGUAAAGUACUGAUGUGGCGGAGAUCCCCAUUCAGUGAUUUGUUUUUUCGCUACGUGCGGCUCGCAUGUUACUAUUACUAGCAUGAUUGAGAAGAGGUAGCAGUCACUAAGGCCCCGUACACAUCGGGAGAUGGGGAGGGGGAGGGGCUUAUUUCACCCAGCGGGUGAAAUGAGCGACCUGCAUGCAGGCACAAUCUAGCACCGGUGAUAGCGACGCGCGGGGCCACGCAUCACUAUCGCUGGGGGGGGUACACACGGAGAGAUCCGUGCUUAACUUCUAAGCAGUCUAGUCAGACUUCUUAGAAUAUAAGCACAGAUCUCUCAGUGUGUACCUUCCUUAAGAGAUGUCUGCUGAUAAUGACGAUAUUAUCUUUAAACCAUAAAGCUAUACCUCUAGAUACACUUUUACCGUGGAGCCGCUAUGGCCGUUAGACUGAAUACACGUGCUACGCACUUUGUACGCUAUUUGCGUAGAGUCCCGUAUGUGGUACGUACCUGGCGUACACACGCUGCGCUGAGUGUACAGAGUACGCACAGCGCACGCACACACAAUUGAUAACCUUUAAACCUUGUUAGUGAUAAAAUGUAUUGAUAUGUU